Molecule: messenger RNA, 2235 nt
Organism: Pleuronectes platessa (European plaice)
Lineage: Eukaryota; Metazoa; Chordata; Actinopteri; Pleuronectiformes; Pleuronectidae
Product: retinol-binding protein 3-like
Exons: 4
Coding region: 1-2235 (744 amino acids)
Biological process (GO): proteolysis
Molecular function (GO): serine-type peptidase activity
Source: RefSeq, a predicted model, not a curated record
AUGGCCAAGAUUCUGCUGGAAAACUAUUGCUUCCCAGAGAACCUGGCUGGGAUGCAGGAGGCCAUCCAACAAGCAAUCAACAGCGGAGAAAUCCUGCGGAUUUCUGAUAGGAAGACCCUUGCAGCUGUACUCACCGUCGGAGUACAAGGGGCACUGAACGACCCACGGCUGACUGUGUCUUACGAACCCAAUUUCGUCCCAGUGAUCCUGCCCUCUCUCCCCAGAGAACAGCUGAUCCGGCUGGUGAGGAACUCUGUCAAGGUGGAUAUCUUGGAAAACAACAUUGGCUAUUUGCGGAUAGAUCGGAUCAUUGGGGAGGAGACAGUAACGAAGCUUGGUUCCCUGCUGAAGGAUAACAUCUGGGACAAAGUUGCUCGCACAUCCUCUCUGAUUUUUGAUUUGAGGUAUAGCACAGCUGGACAGCUGUCUGGAGUUCCCUUUAUAAUCUCCUAUUUCUCCGACCCUGAGCCCAUCUUUCAUAUAGACACUGUGUAUGAUAGGCCCUCAAAUACCACCAGGGAGCUGUGGACCAUGCCAUCAAUUAAGGGAGAGAGGUAUGGAAAGAAGAAAGACGUGAUUAUUUUGACUAGCAAACGUACCAUGGGGGCUGCUGAGGCAGUGGCAUACACAUUAAAAAACCUAAAGAGGGCUAUAAUCGUUGGAGAGCGAUCGGCUGGUGGGUCAGUGAAAGUCAGAAAGAUAAGGAUUGGAGGAUCUGAGUUCUACAUAACAGUUCCUGUGGCAAGAUCUGUCAGUCCAAUCACAGGCCAGAGCUGGGAGGUCAGUGGCAUUCCCCCAACAGUCAACGUCGUGUCAAAGGAAGCUGUCCCAAAAGCAAAGUCCCUUCUGGCUGUGAGGAGUGCCAUUCCACAGGUUGUUCAGAGCAUCUCCAACAAAAUCAGGAGGUGGUAUGCUUUCACUGACCGAGUCCCACCUCUUCUUCAACAACUGCAAACUAUGGACUUGUUCUCUGUCAUAUCCGAGGAAGAUCUGGCAAUCAGGCUCAACCAAGACCUCCAGACUGUGUCAGACGAUCCACGACUGAUCAUCAAAUACAUGCAAGACAAUGCUGCCAUUGAAGAGGAGGACCCUGAGCUUUACAAAGUCCCUGAUGAUUCAAAAUUAUUGAGAACAAUGAUUGAAACAACGUUUAAAAUUGAAAUUCUCCAGGGCAACACUGGUUAUCUCCGCUUUGACAAGUUUGUUGAGUUUUCUCCACUGAUUAAAUUAGAGGAGGUAUUCGCUAAAACGGUGUGGGAGCCCUUAAAAGACACCAGUAACCUGAUUAUUGACCUUCGCUAUAAUACUGGUGGAUACUCUGCCUCUCUAGCUCUUAUUCUGUCAUAUCUGUAUGACACUUCUCAUAAGCAUCACUUUUUCACAAUAUAUGACCGCAUUCAGAACACAACAACAGCACAUGACUCCUACCCACAAAUUACAGGCCCGAGCUAUGGAUCCAAACGUGGGGUUUAUGUGUUGACCAGCUACUACACAGCAAGUGUUGGUGAAGAGUUUGCUUACCUAAUACAAUCCCUACAUCGUGGCACAGUCAUUGGGGAAAUUACAUCUGGUAACCUUAUGCACUCAAGGAUGUUUCAAAUCGAAGGGACAGGUCUUGCCAUCACUGUCCCCGUCAUUAACUUUAUUGACAACAAUGGCGAAUGCUGGCUGGGAGGUGGUUUGGUCCCUGAUGCCAUCGUGCUGGCUGAGGAAGCUGUAGAUCACUUUCAUGAGAUCGCAGAUUUUCACAAGGGCCUCAGGUCCUUAAUGGAGGUAAUUGGGGAACUGCUAGAAAAACACUAUGCCAUUCAUGAGGUCGCCCUACAGGUCAGUAAGGUGCUGCUGAGCAAAUGGGCUGAGGGACAUUACUGGAUCCCCACAGCGGAGGAAGUGGGAUACAUAAUUGAUGCUUUGUUUAAAACUGAGCUUCUGCCAGAACCUCUGCGGCAUCUUUACACCAUCUUCGAUCGCACCACGACCACAAUGACAGAGGUCAUGACAUUGCCUCAUGUCAGGGGUCAAAGGUAUGGAUCCUCCAAGGAUGUCUACAUCCUCACCAGUCAUAUGACUGGGUCCGCAGCUGAAGUGUUCACCCGCACAAUGAAGGACCUAAACAGGGCCACAAUUAUUGGAGAGCCAACCAUUGGAGGGUCUCUAUCGAGUGGAACCUAUCAGAUAGGGGACAGCACCCUGUACGCUUCCACCCCGAACCAGGCUGUUUUGACCACCACUUAA